Molecule: messenger RNA, 2938 nt
Organism: Heterocephalus glaber (naked mole-rat)
Lineage: Eukaryota; Metazoa; Chordata; Mammalia; Rodentia; Bathyergidae
Gene: Tmem270
Product: transmembrane protein 270
Source: RefSeq, a predicted model, not a curated record
UGGUUCCUGGUGUCCUCUGGUCUGUUUCUCAGCCAGACUGAGCCCCAGUCACCCAGAGUCAAACCCUGCUCCUGGAUUCCCCACACGUGGCUUCCGGACUCCCCACUGCCACAUGCAGGGACCGCCUCCCUGGCGAGCGGCCCUGAGCUCCCGGCCAGACCCCUCUAGGGAAGGAUCCUGAGGAGAGCUUUGCUCCCCACUGUGAGGCACCAGGCCUGGGCUCUAGGCCUCAGGGGGAGCCCAGGAAAUGGUCCCCACGGUAACCUGGCCCCACCCAGCGGCAUCUGUGAGGUCACCCGGCCUCUGCCGGCUGGGCGGGAGGAAGCCAGACAUGGAGGCCAUGGCCCAGGGCAGAUCCAGCCUCCCGGAGGUCCUGCGGCAGGUUGCUGGGCUCUGGGUGCUGCUGGUCCAGAACCGCGUGCACCUAUACAGGCUCCUGCUGCUGAAGAUUGCCCUCUUCCGGGGCUGGGUGGGGGGCCUGUCCCGGGAGGCAGGGUCCCCUGCCUGGCACCCACCCACUAGACCCCCCGGAGGUGCUGCCUGUGCCCUAGGCCGGGCUCUGCGGACGGGGCUGGCGCUGUUGCUGUGGGCACCCUGGCUGGCUAGGGCGGCCGGGCUGGGCUGUGCCCAGGCCUUGCUGCUGGCCCUGCGGCACCUUGGUGCCUGUGAGUGGCUGGGCCUGUGUGUGGCUGCCUGGAGGGGCCUGCUCCAGUCCUGUCUGGACAGCCUGAUGCUGGUGGCCUUGCUGUCAUUGCUGCUGGCCUGGAGGCUCUUCUGGAAGGCCCAGCGCUUCCUGGGCUGGCUGCCUUGCCAGGCCCUACUGGGGAGCCUUGUGGUGCUGGAGCUCCCAGUGCUGUUGAGAUGUCUGUGCUGGCAACUGGCCUACCUUGUCACCUGGACCACCUGCUUGGCCUCCCACCUGCUGCAGGCAGCUUUUGAGCACACGACCCGGCUGGCCCGGGCCCAGGAGGCCUCAGGACCCUUAUCCGGGUCCCCGCUCCCUGCAUCUUCCUCCACCCUCGAGGCUUGACCCUUUCUGCAGGAUCCUGGGAGCCCUGGACAAUAAACGUUUCCCAUUUUCCUCUGCUGAAGUAGCUGGGUCCGUGGCCUCAUUGGCUAGCCUCCUGGGGGGCUGGUGGGGUGCUCUGUGUGUGCAUGUGUGUGCUUGCACACAUGCCCAGGGCUGCUCUGGGAAGGAAAUCACUCUCCACAUGCACCUUCCAGGUGCUACAGAGCAACCAUCUGGAUACUACGCACGGUUUGGUUUGAACCUAGCUACGCAGGCAUCUGGCUCGAUUAGCAGCAGCAUUUUGCAGGCAGGAUAAUAGAUCCUCAGAUGAUAGAACUUUCCCAGGGGCACAGAGCAAAUCAAGGGCAGAGGCAGCCCUGGUCUCUAGAUUCAGUGUUUCCCAGAAGCCCUACCUUUGUUGAAGUCCAUGUCCCUGGUUCACCUCUUUGGUGGGGCCCAGGCGUUUAGGGGAGAUGGGCAAUUGGAGACUCUGGCCUCUGGGGGGUGCCAGGCUCUCACAUUUCACAAAUGUAGAAAAUUCUUCUGAGUGGUUACUUCUGAGCUAGGCCUUCUGUAUCCAGGCCAUCCCCUCAUCCACACAUUGCUACUCAUCCAUUGAUCCACCCACUUCCAAACCCAUCCAACCAUCCCUCCAUCCAUCCAUCCAUCCCUCCAUCCAUCCGUCUGUCCAUCCCUCCGUCCAUCCCUCCGUUCAUCCAUCCAUCCAUCCAUCCAUCUAUCCUCACUACCACAACCACCAUCCUGAAGCACUGUCCACCUCCCUAGGAGUGUGGAACUGAGGCAGCAUCUCUGCAGUCUUCCUUACCUGUGAGCCAGGCCAGUGUCCAGCUGGGGAGUGGUGGCAGAUUCCCUCCCCACAGGCCCUUAGAGUGAUUCCACCAGUGAUCUGGCUGGUUUUGUGAGAGCGAGCAUCACCCCUACUCUAGGCCUGAGGGUGGGAGGAUGGAGCGGCCUGGGCAGAGGACUAACGGAGGGAUUGAGUUAGGUGAUACUGAGAAUUUUCCUGUGCUUGUGGCAUUGUGGUCUCAGCUGGCAUUGCUGGUCUGUGACCCGGGCAGGGUCCAGGCUGGCUUCUGGGCUGGAGGCAGACACCUGGAGACCUUUGGAUGUGCUCAGCCUGGGGAGCUGGGACCCUAGAGCAAGGGGGGCCUGGCCCCUCUCAAACUGAGCCGUAGCCCCCAGGAGGAGCCCCAGCUCUGCCCUGCUUCCGUGUGAGCCCAGAGGGGCCCUGUCCUUUCCAUGCAUGUGUAGUGUGAGGUGGGUGGGGCGACCCCUGAUGAGAUUCAGCAGUGGGGACCUCAGUGCCCAGGCUUGCUCCUAAAUGUGCCAAGGGCGGAGGCUUGGGCUGGACCCUCCUGUGUGUGGCCCCAUCACAGGCCCCUUGUGCUAGAUGAUCUGAGACCUCUCCUAGAUCCCCGGCUGUGGGUUGUUGCUGCUUACAUUGCUAGCACCCACCUCCUUUUAUUUGUGCAUUACUGGGGACUGAACCCAGAUCCUUCCUAUUGAACUACAUCCCACCUCUACUUUUUAAAAAUUUUGACACAGGGUUUCACUGUCACUAAACUGUCCAGGCUGGGCUUGAACUUGAGAUUCUCCUGCUUCAGCUUCCCCGAGUGCUGGAAUUAUAGGCAUGCUCAGCCUAGGCCCUUGGCAUCAUAGGCUUUGAUCCCGUGCUCAUGACCUCUUGGCUACCUGACCUGCGCAAGUCACAGUGCUCAUCCCUGGGAACCUCAGUUUCCCCAGCCAUGAACAGGACAUAGUCACAGCACCCAGGGGCACCCAGAGAUGUCGCCAGGUCUGCGGGUGCGUGGUACGCUGGUUCUGGCACGGGGGCCCUUGCUGGGACCCCAGUGGCCUUAGUCUCUCUCCCAGGCUUUCCACCUUUGGGGGGCUGCAGGCCAGGCAGGG